AUGAUUAGUCUGAUGUUUGAGGUUAAAAUUCAUGGUUCCUGCUUUAAAUAUACUUGGAUCGGUGGAUUAUGCCUGCCAAUCAAAGAAGAAGAGGAACCUGUGGUGAUUGAAUUACAAAAUGAAGAGAUGGAGCCCACUGUAUUGGAUUGUGAUUACACCUUAAAUAACACAGACUCGUUUUUGACAGUGAAAUGGUUUAGAGAUGACAAAACCAUUUAUCAAUGGAUACGUGGAUCUCCGCCUGCUCCAAUACCGGAUUAUAAAAAUGAUAUUGAUAGCUCCUAUGAAAGCUCUAUGGAUCCAAAUAAGAGAUAUAGCUCUUUGGCUCUGAUUAAUCCAACUAUAGACACAACGGGUGAUUACAAAUGUGUUGUGCAGACGGGUACGGAAACCAUUACCGUUCAUCAACGGGUCCAGGUGAUUGAUGUCAGGAAUUACACAUUGAAUCUAUAUCACAAUAAGAUACAUAAUGAAACUCAAUUGGAGUGUAAGGUCUCAAAUGUCUUUCCAAAGCCUACAUUGACUAUUACAUCGAAUGAUGAAGACGUCGUCAAAGUGGUGACCAACAAUCCUCACCACACAUUUUUUCUUGCUUUUCUUUUAUUUCCGGAUGUGUAG
This is a messenger RNA of Drosophila willistoni, 618 nucleotides long. RefSeq lists its product as uncharacterized. The transcript has 4 exons. The record is from RefSeq and is a predicted model, not a curated record. The coding region runs from base 1 to 618 and encodes 205 amino acids. NCBI's taxonomy places the organism in Eukaryota, Metazoa, Arthropoda, Insecta, Diptera, Drosophilidae.